AUGGCCGCCACCGGCCAUUACCUGGCCACCGCCGCUGCCUACCGCAUCCUGGAGCAGGGCGGCAAUGCCACCGACGCCGGUGUGGCCGCGGGCAUUGUCAUUAACGUGACUCUUCCCCAGUACACCAGCUUCGGCGGCGUGGCCCCCAUCAUGGUCCACGACGCGGCGCGGGGCGAGACUGCCACCAUCGCCGGUCUCGGCCGCUGGCCCAAGGCCGCCAGCGUGGACUACUUCAACGCCAACCACGGCGGCGUAUUGCCCGGCGGCGUGCUGCGGACGGUAACUCCCUCGGCCGCCGAUGCCUGGCUGUCGGCCAUACAGCUGUACGGCACCAUGACCUUCGAGCAGGUGGUCGCCCCGGCCCUGGAACUGGCGGAAAAAGGUUUUCCCAUUCCCCACUCCCUCCACCGCGCCCUGGCCCGUGAGGAGGACAAGUUCUCCAACGGCAGUCGAGACCCCAGGCACUGGUCCGCCACCAUGGAGGUCUUCUUCCCCGGCGGCAAGGCUCUGGGCACGGGAGAUGUCGCCAUUCAGAAAGAUCUGGCCAACACCUUCAAGCGGCUGGUCUCGGCGGAACGGUCGGCUUCCGGCAGGGGGCGGGUUAUGGGUCUCCAGGCCGCUCGCGACCUCUUCUACCGGGGCGAUAUGGCCCACAAGAUGGUGGAGUUCAAUCGGGCCCAGGGCGGGUUGCUGUCCCUGGAAGAUAUGGCUACCUUUGAGGCCAAGCUGGAACCGCCCGUAUCCAUCGACUAUAAGGGCAUUGAGGUCUUCACCUGCGGCCCCUGGUGCCAGGGCCCCACCACAAUUCAGGCCCUGGGCAUCCUGUCCGGCUUCGAUUUGCAAGGUAUGGGCCACAACAGCCCAGAUUACCUGCACACUGUUAUCGAGUCCCUGAAGCUGGCCUUCGCCGAUCGCCAUUCAUACUAUGGCGACCCCGACUUUGUGGACGUGCCGAUGAAGGGCCUGCUGGACCCGGACUACGCCGCCCAGCGUCGCCAGGAAAUAGACUCGACCCGCGCCUGUCCGGACAUGCCCCGUGCCGGCGACCCCCACGCCUACCAGGCCUACAACGGCCAAAACGGAAACAGGGCCAAGCCGGCCCACCCCGAACCGGUAGUCGGCGCAGCGGAACCUGACACCAGCUACAUCUGCGUGGUGGACCAGUGGGGCAACGGCUUCUCGGCCACGCCCAGUGACGGCAUUGGUGGUGCGGCAGUGGUCCCGGGCCUGGGCUUCGCCAUGUCCACCCGCGGCUACCAGACCUGGCUGGACCCGGACCAUCCGGCCUGCCUGAUGCCUGGCAAGCGGCCGAGGCUGACUCCUAAUCCGGCCAUGGCAUUCCGCGACGGCAAGCUAUGGAUGCCCUUCGGCACCCCCGGCGGCGACGUGCAGUGCCAGUCCAUGACCCAGCUUUUCCUGAAUGUGGUGGAGUUCGGCAUGGACGUGCAGCAGGCCAUCGAGCAGCCCCGGGUGGCAAGCUGGAGCUUCCCCGAUUCCGGCUUCCCUCACGGUUAUACCCCGGCUGCCAUGUCUGCCGAGGGCCGCAUCGACCCGGAUACAAUCAGGGAACUGGAACGGCGUGGCCACGUGGUGGAAGUAUGGGACGAUUGGACGCCUCGCAUGGGCGCCCUCAACGCCAUCACCAUUGACCGUGAGAAGGAAACCCUGGAGGUCGGCGCCGACCUGCGCCGCGACAACUACGCCAUGGGCCGGUAG
Messenger RNA from Geodia barretti, 1716 nucleotides. NCBI's taxonomy places the organism in Eukaryota, Metazoa, Porifera, Demospongiae, Tetractinellida, Geodiidae. The record is from the annotation of a GenBank genome assembly.